This is a messenger RNA of Megachile rotundata (alfalfa leafcutting bee), 3704 nucleotides long. RefSeq lists its product as uncharacterized. NCBI's taxonomy places the organism in Eukaryota, Metazoa, Arthropoda, Insecta, Hymenoptera, Megachilidae. The record is from RefSeq and is a predicted model, not a curated record.
ACGUUUCAGGCAACGCGUGCUCCCCAAGUUCAGUUCCCCAAACGGGUGGUGUGCUCGACGUGUCCGCGUGUAACGAUGACCGUCUCGUGAAACAAGUGAAUGCACCUCCGAUGCUUUGUCAACGAUAGGUACAACCGGACCUACCCGCGUGUGCUGUGUUACAGUGUGAACGGACCAGUGAAGGACUAAGUUCUCAAGGAUUCGAGAUGACUCGCCACCUGUGGCUAAGUGUACCGUUCGCUUUCCUCGUGAUGUCAGGUGCGAGCUGCCUGCGGGAUGUCAGCCUAGAAAUAGUUCCGGAGGUGGUGCAACGUGGUCAGAAGGCGAUUCUGCGCUGCCAUUACGAUCUCGAGAAGGCUCCUCUCUACUCCCUCAAGUGGUACCGUGGCAAGCACGAGUUCUACCGUUUCGCACCCAGCGAUGAACCAGCCACCAAGUAUUUCAACAUACCCGGAAUUUACGUUGACGUUGACAACUCGAAUAAGAGCCAGGUUACGCUUCGCGAUAUCGACUUUGUCCUCUCGGGUACAUUCAGUUGCGAAGUUACGGCAGACGCUCCGACCUUCUCCACAGCCUACGUCUCGAAGAAUCUUACGGUAGUAUCUCUACCAGAAGGCACACCCAUUAUCGUAUCGGAACGUGAACGUUACGACCCGGGAGAGACUUUGAGGGCAAAUUGUAGCUUACCACCCUCGAAGCCACCGGCGCAUCUCUCAUUCACUCUGAACAAUGUGAUGGUGGAUUCGUACACAAAACACCAGCCGCAGCAGUUCCCGCAACAGAAGGGGGGUAACGAUGCUGUAUCGCCCCAUGCCGAUCAGAUGGAGAAUCUACAGUGGAUCGAGAUACGAGUGAACCUUCAACCGUUCCAUUACUCGAAUGGCCAGCUGAAUUUACGAUGCAGUGCCCAGAUUCCUGGCAUAUAUUCGGCGAUAAGCGAGGUGCAGCUCGGCGGUGGAUUGCGCGAACCUGUGCCGGAGAGAGUGACCUCGGAUAAAGGAAGCGAAGCACCGACGGCCGCCUGUUUGAUGAUUCUGACGCUGUGUACGCUCCAGCUGCUUCUGAGAUAGUCGCGACACGCUUGAGGCAACGGAAAGGGAGCUCAUGGGCGUCGCACGAUAAACAACGCACUAGUCAAACGAAGGGGCAGGAUGAAGUGGAUGAAGGGCAGUUUAAGGGACGUUCGUGCCGCCAGGGCAGAAACGAGUCGCGAUUAUUGUUGAAUCGACACGACGUGGAUAAUUACGUGUUUUUCAGCGUGGUUCGGUUUUGUUCGGUGGAACGAUCGCGUAUGCCGUCGCUUCAAUGUUAUCCUCGUCGUACGUCCCCGAUUGCCGAUCGUUCGCCGAGAUCGAGACGCAACAACACAUGGUUCACCGAUACGCUUGUCUGGACUAUCGGAUAAAUGUACGCCGUGGCUAAGGAACAUGACGCGAGAUACGCUUUCCGACUCGACACAUGCGUGUAUCUCUCGGCCCAAAUGCGUUUAGCCGCGUUCUCGAUCAACGUGUCAGAAUGCUCAAACGAUGUCGCGUCUGGUAAGUAGCGAACAAACGGCUGAUCGUUCGAGGACAUGUCGAAGCUUCAUUCAGAAGUCAACGUGUGUACCGUGCUUAAUCAUUGUCGGGAAAAUUUACGUACACCUUGGUCAGAGUUGUGUGGUCUGUCUUACGAGAGCGUACUCAGGAUGUACAGCUAAGUUGUUUGGGAGAUCAAUAUUAAGUUGUUUUGGUUACAUUAAUGUUAUAUGUCAUAUGUGGAUUAUGUGUGAAACAUUGUAUUAUGGUAGGACCAAGGAUAAGAGUUAAAGAGAUGUGUACUAACAUUCACUUUUAGUUUUUGUCAAGUCUGGGGAAAUGUUGGACCUAGCAAUAACCUAUAUGUGAAUAUAGGGACGUCUACGUUUCACAUAAAUGUAAGUCUUCCUUUAGAUCUACGCUCUUUCUAGGUUUUGCUUAGAUCAAAGUUUUGUUGAGGUCUGAUUUAUGCUAAGUCUAGGAUUUGACUAGGUCUAGUUUACCCUAAAUCUAGGUUUUGAUUAGGUUUUGGUUUUGAUUAGGUCUAGUUUACCUUAGGUCGGGGUCUGACUAACUCUAAUGUACCAUAGGUCCAGGUGUUGACUAACUCUAGUGUACCCUAGGUCCAGGUGUUGACUAGCUCUAGUGUACUCUAGGUUCAGGUGUUAACUAGCUCUAGUGUACCCUAGGUUCAGGUGUUGACUAGCUUUAGUUUAACCUAGGUUCAGGUGUUGAUUAGCUGUAGCUUAUCCUAGGUCCAAAUGUUGACUAGGUCUAACUUACCCUAGGUUCAAGUGUUGACUAGCUAUAUUUUACCCUAGGACCAAGUGUUGACUAGGUCUAAUUUACCCUAGGUUCAGAUAUUGACUAGGUCUACUUUACCCUAAAUCUAACUUUCCCUUAGAUCUCUUAAACCUAGAUCUAAUAGUCCUAGAAUUACAUCUUCUUAGUAUCAAAUUUUUUCAGAUCCACAUUUUUCUGAGGCCUAAAUACUCAAAUCUAUGUUUCCCUCGAUUUUCGUUUUCUCUAGGCCUAAUUUAUUCUAGGUCCAACUUUUCCAAAACUUGGUUUCCCUAAUUUUAAAUUCUCCUGAGUACAGAUUCUAUCUAUUUAUAAGUACAUCCUAAGUCUAUAUUGUAUCUAGUUUUCAUCUACCUCCAGGUUCAAUUUUAAUUUGGAGAAACAUUUCUCUAAAAUCAUUUGCUUCAUUAUAAUUCACAUAUUGUUUCUACCACUCAUGUUUAAAGAAUCCUCCACAGACAUUUUCUUCAGGUAUACAGUUACUUGUAAGUUUAUGAUAAAUAUAUGAUUAAAUUGUUCAUAAACGCACACAGAUUAUUUGUUUCACAUAAUUAAAUAUCGUGGGUACACUCAUGUGAUGCAGACUGUAAUUUGUACACAGAAAAGUAAAGAAUAAAUACAGGGUUAUUCAAAAGAAAUAUCGGCAUUCCUUGUGGAGGUAAUGGUACCUCGUUAUCCAUUCUUGUAUUCCCUUAAUUUUUUAUAUUAAAUCAGAAAAUCGUUUUCUUUCCAAUUUUGAGUCAACUUAUGUCCUCAAAAUGAAACUGAAAUCAAAUUGGGUGAAACUGAAAUCAAAGUGGGUUCCUGGGUACCGUUAGACCUCCAUAUUGUCCUAAAGAGAUUGAAUGCGCAUAACCUCACUCUAAGAACUUGCAAAUGUGUAAAUUAAACUUCAGAAUAAGUAGCUAGACUAAAUCUAAUCCUCUAUAGCAGUUAAAACGAUUCGAGGUUUGCUGCCAAAAUACUCAAAUGUUCUUUCAAAAACGCUUUUGAAAUUAUUUGAACGGCCUUAAAUCGACGACCAGCGUGUUAAUCUCUGUUACACCAUCUAGCUUUUUAUGUUCAUACUAGCUUUAGAUGUUCAAACUAUUUCCUUGAAUUCUCCAACUUCUUGGAUCAAAAAUUAUAAAUUUUUCUAAUUCUGUAUCUAUUUAAAUUGUCUGUGAUCGCUCCAUCAAUAGAUGUGAUACUUCUAAGAAAAAUAACGUAACGUUACUUAAUAUUUCUAUGUUGAAAUUAUACAACGCUAAAUUGUUGCUGCGUAUCAAAUCGCAAAUUUCGAAAUGUGGACAGUUAGGUGACAUCGGAAGUACAGUGCCGACGCCAUUUUAUUUCGGAGCGCGAAGACAAAAUGGCUGACCUCUCAUUCGAACAAAGAAAUCCGGU